Molecule: messenger RNA, 2610 nt
Organism: Capronia coronata CBS 617.96
Lineage: Eukaryota; Fungi; Ascomycota; Eurotiomycetes; Chaetothyriales; Herpotrichiellaceae
Exons: 1
Coding region: 1-2610 (869 amino acids)
Cellular component (GO): actin cortical patch
Molecular function (GO): phosphatidate phosphatase activity
Source: RefSeq, a predicted model, not a curated record
AUGACAAGCUAUGGCCAGUCUGGCGGACGGGGGCCUGGGUCGCGGCGGGACAAGCUCCGGGGCAUUCUCCGAGCGGCAAACGAGCUGAGGCAAACAUAUCAAGACCAAAUCCAGAACAAGCUGCUUAACGAGGUAGAGGGAGGCAUUCCAGGCGAGUUCCCUGAUAUUGCGAUCGUGCGCAAUGGAGAGGAGGAAAUGGUCUUGUUCCCAACCUACGCCCGGAAGCAUAUGACGAGGAAGACCAAUCCGGACGGCACGCCGAGGUAUCCUCCCGGUACGCACGAAUCUAUUGAAUCACGACACAAUACUGGAGAUGCAGAAUAUUGGAAGAAAGAAUGGGAGAAGUACGAAGAUGCCAAUGCAAUACUCGACGUGGAUGUACGUGGAUGGAUUUACUCACCUCAGCGCGGGCCACUGAGCAGGAAGAAUAGACUUUUGCUUGCUGUGGCCAGGCGACUGAGUGGCAUCUAUGCUCCACCUCCGGCUCCGACGACGUCUCGGCCCUCGAAUCAAGCCCCCGCCGGCCGGGAAGAGCUCGAUGACAACCCUUCAAGACAUGAGGAUGAAAUUGCUGCACGCGAGGCCGCGAACAUUGCUCAUCGGGGAGAGAUGGAAGCUGAUGCUGCCGCGCGAGGGAGCUACACUCAAUCAAGUCGGAAGAGCUUCGAUACCGAUAGCCUUGCAGGAAGUCGGUCUGGAUCACCUGCGCGAUCGGCGAUGUCGUCCAGCCGAGUGAUUGCAAGCGACGACGACGAUCCUGGACAGCGUCGCCUUCUGAAACGACUGUCUUGGAACGAGCCGGCGAACAUGAGUCGAGAAGAAAUGGCAGCCGCGAACGAAAUGCUGAUGGACCGACUCCGACCAUUCAUGUCCACACCUAUAACCAACGCCCCAAUCACCGUCUUCUUCUUCAAUGAUCAAAGGUCAGCUUCGAAGUCCGUCACCACCGAUGACUCGGGACACUUCAAUCUGCGCGCGGCUCUCGACUUCACGCCAACCCAGGUCCGAGUUCUGGCCUCAGACAAGCUGUCUGCCACUGAAGACGUCCUGGUCACAGAUAGCAAAGGUGUUAGUUUGAUCAGCGACAUCGAUGAUACUGUCAAACACUCCGGCAUAGCAAGCGGCGCCCGGGAGAUAUUCAAGAACACAUUCAUCCGGGAAUUGUCAGAUCUCACGAUUGAAGGAGUGAAAGAAUGGUAUACCAAGCUGGCAAGUAUGGGCGUCCAGUUACAUUAUGUCUCCAACUCUCCGUGGCAACUGUAUCCCCUUUUGCGGAACUAUUUUGCAAUGGCUGGACUGCCGCACGGGUCAUUUCAUUUGAAACAAUAUUCGGGAAUGCUGCAAGGUAUCUUUGAGCCAGCUGCCGAACGGAAGCGUGGCUCAUUAGAGCGGAUACUCAAUGACUUUCCGGAGAGGAAGUUCAUUCUGGUGGGGGAUAGCGGGGAGGCUGAUCUCGAGGUCUAUACAGAUGUCGUUCUGGAACAUCCUGGACAGAUCAUUGGUGUCUUCAUCCGAGACGUGACAACACCUAUGAAGAGGUCUUUCUUCGACCAAACCGUCUCGAAUACACCUCCAGACUCCGUCAUCUCGUCCAAAGACGGUAGUCGGCUGGGUAUGGACACUCCUGAAAGCAGACCUGCUCUGCCCACGAGACCAAGGUCGGACCCCGAAGCGACUGCGAAGGAGGCCGAACUGAUUGACUUCAAUGAUGACAUUGAUCCCAAACCGAGGAAGACCAACUCAUCCCCACCGGAAAGUAUGCAGCCAUCCGACCAGACCGGAAAGCCUCCUGCACCCAACAAGCCAAACAAGCCGUCCAGUUUGCGGAAUUUCUCUACUCAGCCCCUGUCGAUGUCCAACCAUGACAGACCGUCGGCGUCAGACACAGAAUCAGCAGAAACGUCCAAGAAGAAGCCUCCCCCUCCGCCCAAGCCUCGUCGCUCUGGCGCCACGGCCGCAUCGGACAAGCCUACCGAGUCGACCGCUCCAUCAGGAGUUACACGGCCACCAUUUUCGUCCACACGACAGAAUCAGGGCCAGUCCCAAGUGAGUUCGACAGGAUCUCACCCAUCCUUCUCACGUACCAAUACAUCGACAAGCACCAUGACAUCAAGCCACACGUCAGCCCGUGGUGGUGACGACGACGGCUAUGUCGCAUCUGCUCGACGCCAGAUGGCAUCCGCGUACAACCAACUGCCUGCCAUGCGGUCAUCCUCUCCAUCACGUCCUACCGCCGCUGCUGCCGCUGCCGACCAAACGGGCAUCGGCAGCGACAACCGACCGAACCCACCACUUCCGCCUCGACGAGGGCUCUCGUCGUAUCCUGCGGCGGCGGCGCGCUGGGCAACAGGUGCCACGGGCGGUGAUCCCGCGGCUGGCGGCGACGGUGGGUACCCGGCCGCGUCGUAUGACAAGAAAUUGGAGAUCUGGAAGCGCCGCUGGGCCCGGUCGGAAGAAAUUAUGCGGCAGCGCGGCGUGGUGCUUCGCAGUUGGAGGGUCGGUACGGACGUGAUGGACGAGUGUGUCCGGGUGGUGAAAAGGGAGUUGGAAAGGAUGGAACGAAGCGGAAGUGGAAAUGGAAAUGGCAAUAGCAAAGGAAAUGGAAGUUGA